Messenger RNA from Theileria equi strain WA, 1608 nucleotides. RefSeq lists its product as hypothetical. Lineage: Eukaryota; Apicomplexa; Aconoidasida; Piroplasmida; Theileriidae. The record is from RefSeq and is a predicted model, not a curated record. The coding region runs from base 1 to 1608 and encodes 535 amino acids. The transcript has a single exon.
AUGGUUAGAUGGUGGAUUUUUGGUUAUGAUUGGACGCGAUAUGUAACUGUAGACAUUGCCAAAGAUUUGGAUUCUAAAGGUGUACAAAUAACUGGGAAUUGGAGGGACAAACAAUAUGGAACACACUACUACAAAGAUGGGAAUAGUACAGUUUAUCUCCAGGAAAGCCCGUUUAAUAGUCUCUCCCUUCAAGGGUACUGUAGAUUUGUUCACACCCUUCAACCAGAUACGCAUACUUAUCGCUAUUUGUUAAAGGAAGUACAGUAUAAUGGUACUCCACAGAGUAUACCUGAAAGUAUAGAAUCCACUCAUUCUGUAACGGUUGUCUAUCUCUGCCAUGAUAAAGGGAGGAAGAUACCUCUUAUGAUUUGUCUACUAAAAUACCCAGGAUAUUCUAGGUAUUUAAGGCAUUAUAUACACUAUUAUGUAAGAGAAGAUGGAUUAUUUUCAGAUAAAUGGAUACGUGAUAGUAAAGUAACUACUUACGGUAAAGUUCUCACUGAGAAACUUAAAGAAAUUGUUGGACGGUGCAACUAUCCAUCUAUUUUAAAUGCUGAAAAGGCCAGUGGAUCAUAUUGUAUAGACGGGGGAGAUGCAAAAGGCUUUAAACACUAUAGCAUUCCCAAAUUUUCCGUUAAAAAGUCUGAAAAUGAUCCUGUUCAGGGAUAUGUAAAAUAUACUCAUGUGCUUGGUAGUAGAUAUAAAUUCAGGAUUUUUUCUACAAUUCAUAAAAAUGAAUACCAGAAAUUCACUGAUAAAGAUUUUUAUAAAAGAGGACCAUUUGAAGAAGCUUCUUUUUACUACUGGGAGGGAGACAAAACUUAUCAGAAUCCUCUCCUUCUGGAGUUAGGAUGCAAAUCUACAAGCUAUAAAUCUUACUAUAUACUUGAAAAGGAUACAUGGAUAAAUAUUACUGUAUUUAAAAGUAUUUUUGAUGGAAAGGUACUUGUUGAUGUGCUUGACGCUGAAAACUGUAAGAAAAAUCAUGCGGUCGUUUUAGAUAUAUCUCAGACGUACGAAAACAACUUCUUGCGAUUUGACUAUCCAUGCUAUACAAAUAUAACUGUUACAAGACAUAAUGGAGGCUCAGCUUAUGAUGGAUAUCAUCACAGCUUAAAAGGAGGGCAUAAGAUUGGAAGGUUCGCAUACGGUUUGGAUUCUGCAACAUUAAAUCCUCUAGAGUUUCCACUGACAGAUACCUCAGUUUUUGUAUUUCAUUGCUGUAAUUGUGAAGAUAAGAAAUUAUCCCUCAUCUACCUUAAAAAUACUAAUAAGUUGUACAAAAAUAGUAAAGAAAAGCCCUACGAAUGGAAUAUACACAAUGAAACAAUAACCAGUGAGGAUGAUAAGGAUAGAAUUGAAAAGAUACUAAAAGAGGACGCUACUGCUAGUACUAAUACCACCAGUUCAUCUGCCAAGGAGGAAGACACGGUAAAUGGAGUGGAAAAGGACGAUGUACCAGCAUUUGAGGAUGAAUCUAAUCCCAAUGGACACAAUCCAAACCUAUGGCAUUUGUUAUGGUUAGUACCAAUUAUUAUUUUAAUCAUUUUAUUGAUUUUAUACUGUUAUUAUUAUUAUCUGCGUGAUCCAUGGGUCCGUCAGAUAUAG